AUGGUGGUGGUGUCCCUGGUAGGGGUGUCGCUGGUAGGGGUGUCGCUAGUGGGGGUGUCCCUGGUGGGGGUGACACUGGUGGGGGUGUCCCUGGUGGGGGUGUCGCUAGUGGGGGUGUCCCUGGCGGGGGUGACACUGGUGGGGGUGUCCCUGGUGGGGGUGUCGCUAGUGGGGGUGACACUGGUGGGGGUGUCGCUGGUGAUGGUGGUGGUGUCGCUGGUAGGUGUGUCGCUAGUGGGGGUGACACUGGUGGGGGUGUCGCUAGUGGGGGUGACACUGGUGGGGGUGUUGCUGGUAGGUGUGUCGCUAGUGGGGGUGACACUGGUGGGGGUGUCGCUAGUGGGGGUGACACUGGUGGGGGGUGUUUGCUGGUAG
This is a messenger RNA of Candidula unifasciata, 375 nucleotides long. Lineage: Eukaryota; Metazoa; Mollusca; Gastropoda; Stylommatophora; Geomitridae. The record is from the annotation of a GenBank genome assembly.